Messenger RNA from Closterium sp. Yama58-4, 648 nucleotides. The record is from the annotation of a GenBank genome assembly. Lineage: Eukaryota; Viridiplantae; Streptophyta; Zygnematophyceae; Desmidiales; Closteriaceae.
AUGUGGUGUGAUACUGUAUGGUAUGGCACUGUAUGCUUUGUGACUGUAUGGUAUGGUACUGAAUGGUAUGAUACUGUAUGGUAUGAUUGGUAUGGUAUGAUACUGUAUGGUUUGAUUAUAAUGUGGUGUGAUACUGUAUGGUAUGAGACUGUAAGGAUACUGUGGUGUGAUACUGUAUCGUAUGAUACGGUAUGCUAUGUUACUGUAUGGUUUUAUGUUGGAUUGUGUGAUGCUGUAUCAUACCACAGUAUGACAUUGUAUUGCAUGAUUAUGUAUGUUACUGUAUGGUGUGAUACUGUGUGGUAUGUUACGAAAUGGUAUGGUGCUGAGUGGUAUAAUUCUGUGUGGUAUAAUACCGUAAGGAUACUGUAUGCCAUGUUAGUGUAUGGUAUAGUAGUGUAUGUAUGGUAUGAUGCUGUAUGGCAUUAUAUUGUAUGGUAUGAUACUGAUAUUGUGUGGUAUAAUACUGUAUGGUAUGAUGCUGUGUGGUAUGAGAUUGUAUGGUAUGUUACUGUAUGGUAUGGCACUGUAAGGUAUCUCACUGUAUGGUAUGGUACUGUGUGCACGUUUGUGUGGAUGUUGGUGUGUGGCAUGAUACUGUGUGGCAUGAUACUGUGUGGCAUGAUACUAUGUGGCAUGGUACUGUGA